AUGGAUGAAUCCUCCAUUCAUCAGUUAUUAAAAUGCAAAUUAUGUUCCAAACCAUUUGUUGAUCCUGUUUCAACACAAAAUGGAGAACGAUUUUGUCGAUCAUGCAUUUCUCAAAUAAUACGUCGAGAUAAUCCUGAUGAAUCUAGUAGAACAAAUACAGAUAAUGAAAAUCAAUUAUCCAAAAUACAAAGCUUGACUCCUGUUACUGAAGCACUAGUACUAGAAAUGCUUGAUUCACUUCUUGUUCGAUGUGGAAAAUGUGGCAUAUCUAAUAUUCCUCGUGGUCGAUUCAAUGAACAUAAAAAUAAAGAAUGUCUAAAAGCAAGUACUUUAUGUGAAGCUGCUGAUAUAAAAUGUCCAUGGAUUGGUACACGUGAAGAUCUUGACCAACAUUUAAAAGAAUGUAAAUUUGAACCAUUAAGACCUGCAUUAGAAGAAAUAUUUAAUGAACAUGAUCAAUUAAAAAAUCUAAUUAAAAUUUUAGAAACACAAAUUAAUGAAUUAAUGAAUAAGUAA
Molecule: messenger RNA, 516 nt
Organism: Rotaria sp. Silwood2
Lineage: Eukaryota; Metazoa; Rotifera; Eurotatoria; Philodinida; Philodinidae
Source: the annotation of a GenBank genome assembly